CCUUGCGUUUACCAUAGAGGUGUUUACACAGUCAUCGAUGGCUGCUGAUAUCGAUUUAUCAUGUCUGUAAUUUUUUUUCACUGCUGAUUAUUCAGGUCUGUUAUCAAAAUGGCAGCAGUCGCGGCGACGAAUCCCUCGCAGCUUUUACCUCUCGAGCUGGUGGAUAAAUGCAUUGGCUCACGGAUUCACAUUGUCAUGAAGAACGAUAAAGAGAUUGUGGGAACUCUGCUCGGGUUUGAUGACUUUGUCAACAUGGUUCUUGAGGAUGUGACAGAGUUUGAAAUCACUCCAGAAGGAAGAAGAAUAACAAAGCUGGAUCAGAUUCUACUCAAUGGCAAUAAUAUCACAAUGUUGAUUCCAGGAGGAGAAGGACCAGAAGUUUGAGAAAUGUGUAGCACCUUCCACAAAAAAAAAAAAAAAAUACAAUUUAUGUUCUUGUUUCAUUAAAAAAAAAAAAAAAAAAAAAAAACUUUUUGUUUUCAAAAAUUCAUUUUCAUUUCAUGAGGGGAGAUUUCCACAUUAGUUCUUUCUAUUGUUUAAGUGAUCCAAAAAGUUUUUGUAAACAUUUGUUGUUUGUUACAAUAAAACAAAUAAAAUGAAUUGGACUGAGUUGGAA
Molecule: messenger RNA, 616 nt
Organism: Cyprinus carpio (common carp)
Lineage: Eukaryota; Metazoa; Chordata; Actinopteri; Cypriniformes; Cyprinidae
Product: U6 snRNA-associated Sm-like protein LSm5
Biological process (GO): mRNA splicing, via spliceosome
Cellular component (GO): Lsm1-7-Pat1 complex; U6 snRNP; U4/U6 x U5 tri-snRNP complex
Molecular function (GO): RNA binding
Source: RefSeq, a predicted model, not a curated record